Molecule: messenger RNA, 3137 nt
Organism: Drosophila rhopaloa
Lineage: Eukaryota; Metazoa; Arthropoda; Insecta; Diptera; Drosophilidae
Gene: t-Grip128
Exons: 1
Coding region: 62-3037 (991 amino acids)
Source: RefSeq, a predicted model, not a curated record
UGUCGUUUGUACAUGAAAACAUAUAUAUAUAUAUUUUUCUACAAUAUUGUCGUUAAAAGGGAUGCAAGAUUACGUUUGCCAGCAAGUCAUAGCCCGCAAUGUGCCGCAGUUGGUGCGAUUGCUGCUGGAUUCCCCCAUUGAAGGCGGCAACAAGGAUGGCGAAAGUGAAAGGAUGGUGAACGCUGACACCUUUGAGAGUUGCCUCAGGUAUGCCAGGAAUCACCUGCAGUACACUCGAGGCCACCUGGAGUCUAGUCCAGAAGCCGUGUUGCUCAAUAUGAACUACUUUUUGGAGCGCUAUCGCACCGAGAAGUUGCCCGAAUUUGCAGAUACUUUUAAGCAGCUGGCCAAUGUGAUUCUGAACCAUCCGCUCUGUUUGACUCACAUGCAGGAGAACCUUCAAUGGAGCCUUAUAGACUUUAUGCUAUCGGUGAACUACAGGGCCUUUCAGACGGUCCAACGCAAUUGGAAGGAGAUGGAGCAGAAGCGCAAGAACAUCCUGGAGGCUCUCAUUCUGGCCAGCGAAAGUUCGGACGAAUUUCCCGAAGAGAAAAUAUGGAGAAGUGUUUCCAGAUCUAGUCUUAUGAGUGCUACAUCUCGCUUAACAGGUGGUUCCUCGCAGUAUGAUUUGUCUACAGAUCAGUUGGCCUCCCACCGAAAAUGGGCCAGGAAUCAGACCCAAAGUGCCAGGAGUUUGAUUAACUCAGAUCACACAAGUCGCAACUGGGAUGCUGAAAGUGAGCUCAGCGUAAGAUCCCUUCCUCAAAUGGAACUAAUAGAACAACAGAAAUCACCGGUACCAACACAAAUUUCGGGAAUCAGCUAUUCUACUUACAUAGAGCCAAAGUUAAACAAUGUCCAAGUGAAGGAAAACUUCGCCAUCAAAGAGGCCUCGAUGGAUCUGGAACUGAAUCUCACCCAAGUGGAGUCCACGAAGGUGAAACCCACAAAGGUGAACUUCUUCAAGGGAGCCAAUGACCUGUUCUCCCGGAUUCAGACGCCCUGGUGGAAGGUUGAUAUUCAUGUGUACCACGAGCCACGAAUCUUGGGCACUAAUUUCAGCCAGGAUUAUGGAAUUUGGCUGCUUUAUCAGCUGCGAGAAAGUCGUCAUUCGGUACGAAAAAUGAGCGAGGAGCAGGAACUCUUGAGAGAACUGAUUAUCCUAUUCUUCGCAACCGUAGACUUUAAUCUUUUCGAGAUUUUGGAUGAGGGAUUUGAGCUGCGGAAGGACGGAAUACACACUUGUGCCCUGAGUCAGUUAACCGAGGGACCCUUCUUUGCUGAGAUCCUUAAUUCCCUCAAGGAGAUUCGUAAUCUUAGGCAAUUAAUAGAGCUACAUACAACGAAAAGAAUAAGUGGUGAUCGCUUGGAGACCCUGACUUCUUUCAGUGUGGCUCUGCGGCGACUUCUUCGACCUGUUAUGGAGUUCUUAGUUUAUUUCGAGAGGCGAUUGACAAAGGGCCUUGAAACCCCUACCCUUCAGCACUUUGUAGAGACCUCAAGUGCUCCGUUCGAGAGGAUAAUGUUGCUAUAUCAUUUCUCAAAGGACAAUUAUGAUGGAGACUCUUCGGUGCGGAGCAUGCGAUUUCUGGAAUCCCUUUUCAUGGCUAGUUCCAAGAGUAGUCAACCCAAAUUGGAGCGGUACUUGAGUGCUUCUCUACUACUACACUCUUUGCAGGCCUAUUGUCAAUUCCUGGAUAGCUGGUGGUUAACUGGUGAAUUUACAGACUGGCACGAAGAGUUUCCCUACCAAAGACUUAUAGUCGCCGGAAGAACGGAGUAUGAUUUGAGAAAGUUGUUCCUCGAUGAAGUAGAACUGCAAAAAGGGACUUUAUUUAAAAUCAUUCAGCGACAUAUCAUUGAAUCGCGUCAAGCAGUGGCCAUACUCUACGAUUCGCGUAAAAUAGGUGAUUUCAAUUCCUUGCAUGGAAAUGUGAUGCAGAUAUCCCUUCACAAUUCGCUGAUGGAAAUGGUACUAAAGGAACUAGCUCCUUAUCAGACCGAAAGCAUAGAGGAUAACAGCUAUGCCCCCGAUAUCCUUGAACAGUUGAAGCUCACCGAUCAGGAGCCAGUGCGCCGUUUGUUCUACAACUUUCACAUGGAAACUCGACCAGAUCCGUGGCAACCUUCAGAUUGUUCACUUGAUGAAUUCCUAAUGAACUUUCAAGCCUGUGCAUCGUACACUCCCAUAUCAGAGAUCAUCUCCCAAGAGCUUCGAAGAUUACUGCAUCGACGUUCCUUGUUGGCCAACUCGUAUAUUUCUGAGAUGGUAAAUAAGUCGCAGGUGGACAAGACUGUGAGACACCUUCAAUCAGCUUUUCUUCUCCUAAACUAUGACCUAUUGCGAAGUGAGUUUGAGUUGUUCUUUGAGUUAAUGGAAAGAAACCGGUUGAUAAUAGCCUCCAAUCAGUUGAAGGAGAUAUUAGCUUCUCAAGAUCCCCGUUUAAGUGUUCUGCUUCGUAUUUGUUUAACAGGACCACAUCCUGAAUUUAUCUGCAUAAAGGUCAGCUACGAUCCCAUCCUGAACCGAGUGAUCAACCAAUUGCAAAUUGAUCAGAUGAACAAGUACUUUCGUCUGAAGUUGAACGUGCACUUUUCACUUUAUCAGCUGAAAGAUUUGCCUGCUUUUGAAAUCAACAAGUCAAAGCGAUUGGUUCAAGCUCUAAGAUCGCUAAAGACUUCUUUAGUUUCUGCCCUCGAGGAACAACUAUCACAUCCUGAUAAACUCAAUCAACUGGAAGAACUUACCACUUUAAGUGAGCUAAGACAGAACCACAAGCUAUUCAUGCUUCAAAUAAAGGAGAAGCUGCGGGUGGAAUUCAAGGGAGGUCGAUAUCCUUGCAGCCUUGAAGACAUCCUAAACCUGAGCAGAGUUUUGAGGUAUCGGUGGCUGAGAGCCAGGAGCCUCAUAAACGACUAUCGCAGACAGAAACCGAGUAACAUCUGCGAUGUGAAAUACGAAUGGUUGCGGUUCUACUACCUGCAAUCUACUUUCAAGCACUGCAAGGCGAUUGAUUGCUUCCUCGGUCAAAUAUGAUGUGUGAGGUUUCAUGAAAUUUGAGUGAAGUGUUGCCAAAAUUUUUGAAGAUUAAUUAUUUGCAAAAUAUUUUAAGACAUUAAAUUAUAUUUUUUCAUAC